Messenger RNA from Hylaeus volcanicus, 5699 nucleotides. Its product is annotated as lachesin-like. The coding region runs from base 2240 to 3637 and encodes 465 amino acids. The transcript has 9 exons. NCBI's taxonomy places the organism in Eukaryota, Metazoa, Arthropoda, Insecta, Hymenoptera, Colletidae. The record is from RefSeq and is a predicted model, not a curated record. Gene Ontology annotation, cellular component: neuron projection.
GCACUCGAAGUUUACUACUCGAUCGCACCAAAACUAAUUGUUGUGCAGUUAUGCGGUUAGUUUAGCACGGGACAAGGGAUACACCUAUCGUGACAUCUACACUGGCCUUCAAAAAAAUGGGGACACUUCUUCAAAACGUCAUAAAUAUGGGAGUUUUCAACCGAUUUUCAUGAAACAUCGCCAGGAGUAGUUUUGAAGUGUCCUCUGGGCGUGUACAAAGUUGCAUUAGCGAGGGUUGAUGCGAAGGGGUUAAUUCACCCCUGUGAAGGUGAGGUGGUGGUGAAGGAAAACGGGAAUUUUGAAGGUUCCAGGGGUGACGGACGGGGUUGAAAAAAUAAAAAAUACCUUUGGGGCGACUUGAUGACCUCUACAGAAUGCACGCAUUGAAACCUACCCCUCACAACCCUCCCGCCCACCCUAAAAUCCACAAUUUUUGGACGACAGUCCCAGUAUUUUCAAAAUAAGAAAGAAAGAAAAACUAAUUGCAACAUACUUGAUAAUCGGGGAAAACACGAUUUGUUUUAACCGAAGGCAGACGAAUGUACUUAUAUACAGUGUAAUGAUUUUUAUUAUUUGUCGGGGGGUCGCGAGGUUUGAUUACUUAUGCAGAGGAGUUAGCUUUGUGGUCUUGGUGGAGGAAGGCUGAGGAAUUAAUCACUUCGCGCGACACUUCGUAUUAACCACGAUGUAUAGACGUUGCGAUAUAUUCCGAUACAACGCAGCAAGUGGUUUACACCCUCAGCCGUCUGGCCACUCGAUUGAUGCGCGAUUGUACCGAUCUCUCUCUCUCGAGGUGUACGCUCUGAAUUUAACCGUGAUUCUAGUAAUUGAGGGCUGUGCUGCAAUAAGCAGCACCAUUUUUGUUUAUGGUUUCGAGGUUAGACCAUAAUCACGAAUUUAAAAAAUUCCUUUUUUUUUUCAUGAUGCAAUAGGGAGACAGUUCCGGCAGCUGGGAAACCUGACGGUGUCGAUUUAACGGAGACAGAGCACGAAGAAGAACGAAUUUUGCACUAAUUUUACGAUUUUUUGUUUGUAUUUUGUUUGUAACUCCCUUAAAUUUCAGGUGUCUUUUAAAACGGGGCGCAGUAAGGAGUCAGCUCCAAACAGUAAUUCCCUCCCCACCACUCCGAAAAGGAAGGAUGGAAUCCGGAACGACGUAAUUUCAAUAUAAGAUACCUACACCACGAUACGAAAAAGAAACAGAAAGAAAAUUUCAAAAAUCUGAAUCUUAAAACGUUUCCUUUAAUUUCUAUUUUCUAAUUCCAAAGUAAUUAUACCAAAUCGUAAUGAUUCCGAAUCGUUUGAAACAUAUCGUGACUUUCGAGUCCACUUCUAUGAAGUUCGUUUUUUUUUUUUUUUUUGGAAGCUUGUUAAAGACAACUCUACAAGAUGGACGUCCAGAUUUCAAAAACUGUGGAAAAAUUCAGUAAACAAAGGUUGGAUCUUGACUAACAUCGGUUGUUCCUUAAACGAAAGCCGAGUCUUAGUCAUAGACCGAGUCUUUAGUCUCAGUCGAGGCUACUAAAUUCGCCCUGGCACUCGAGCCGUUAAUAAAAAAAAAGAUAAAGCCCUGCUGUCGGUAUCACCAACCCAAUCGUUUUACCGAUCCCUAGCGCGAGGUGACACGAGCGACGAUACCCUGCCGUCGUGAAGGGUUUCUCCCGUCGGCGCUCGCAGCCUUCCUCGCCGUUUAUUUUCCCGUGGACCAUCUUCCGCGCGUAUUACACAGCCUACCUCUUUAUCUCUCAUAGGCGACGAUUCGCAUGCAUCAAAGCUUCAUAAUAAAUUGAAUAUCAUAUCCAACGACGCGUCGGAGAAAACGAAGGAGAAACGGGGCAAGAAAGGUGAAUAGGGGGUGAGAGGGGGUAGGCGGAGAGGAGGGGUGGAAAGAGGAAAGAAGAAGAGGAAACCCGGAGGUCCUGGACCUGCGCCAUGCGAGGCGAGCGUCCCGUCACGGAGCGUUCCGAUGCUCGAAUCGCUCGACGACCAGCUCGACGCCGUCAGUACACGCGUCUCGACGCCCGGGGAUGCGUCCUGUGCCGGAAGCGCAGCGUCGGCUCUCGUUCUAACGGUUUCGAGGACCGAUCGCGUUAUCCUUCGCUGUUGAAGUGUGUCGUUUCGUGUAAAAAAAAAAAAAAAAAAAAAAAACACCACAAAGGAAAACAAUCGAUUGCAACACUGUACACAUAUGACGUGCCGUGUUCAUUCGCGAGUAUAAUGCUACACUAUCCUCACGAGAAUGAGGGUGGCACGGCUAUUACUGUGCUACGUACUUCUCGAAGACUACAGUACCAAUCUCGGCAGGGCUGCAAUUACCAGCGACGCCGCGCGCCAGGACGCCUCUGCGACGAAUCCCACGCUGCCAGAUCUGCCCAGCUUCACGAAGCCGAUCGGUAAUGUGACCGCAGCCAUCGGCAAAGAAGCCGUUCUACCGUGCACGAUCCGGAACCUGGGAAAUUACAAGGUGGGAUGGCUCCGCAUGGAGGACCAGACGAUAUUGUCGAUGGGUCAGCGAACGGUGACCCACUCGCCGCGGUUCCUCGCCACGCUGGAGAACGCGAGGACGAAGAAUCAGAGCCAAUCGAAGGACGAGGAGGAGGCCACUUCGCGGCUGCAUAUUCGCCAACUACGGGAAGCUGACCGAGGCUGCUACAUGUGCCAACUGAAUACGAAGCCCAUGUUGAGCCAGCUGGGAUGCGUGGAUGUCCUAGUUCCGCCAGAUAUACUGAGUUCCGGUACUUCGGAGGGUGAGGUUUCCGUUUUGGAGGGCGAGAACGCGACCCUCUCGUGCAACGCCUCUGGAAGACCGCCACCUCGUGUGCUCUGGCGACGCGAGAAAAGUGGUUCCAUACUUAUGAGGGGUCUUCACGAUCCGCUGAUACCAGUGGACAGCAGGUCCGGCGAGAAACUGGAAUUAACCAGGGUCGACAGGAGGCAAAUGGGAGCUUAUCUUUGCAUAGCCAGAAACGAAGUGCCACCGGCAGUCAGCAAGAGGGUCUAUCUGAGGGUGAACUUCCCACCUAGCGCGAAGGUUCCCAACCAACUGUUAAGCUCCCCUCUGGACACGGACGUGUCCCUAAUUUGCUUGAUCGAAGCUUAUCCAAAGACGAUUAACUUGUGGACCAGGAGGGAACAGGUUAUCAUGAGCGGGGGUAGAUACGAAAUCAACGAACGGGGACACCCGGACGAGGAAUGGAAGACAACGAUCGAGCUGAAGAUAAGGCGCUUGGAGCAAACGGAUUUAGGAGAGUACACGUGUUCGGCGUCCUCAAGCAUGGGGCGAGCCGAGGCCACCCUUAGAGUGUACGAGAUCGAACGCGCGACAUCCCCAACUCGCGCGACGUCCGCGAAUUGGAAGAAGUUGGGCAAAGGGAAGUCGAAGUACGCGCAAGUGACGACGAGCAAUCGAGCGUUCUACCAGAUGAGCACACCCGCGAUGCAGAAGAGUACCGCGAGGAUCGCGUACAACAAGUACGCGACCACCUCCACCACGAUGAACCCACGGGCGCAUUUUAACAAGGACGAGGACAGUUUCCAGGACUCCGGGAACCCUAGCGCGAAGAGUUCCGCCGAGGCCGGAACCACGGCCGUUCGAAUCUACGGCUUUUGUUUGCUAGUUUUCCUCGGUCUGCGAUAAAUGUAUGCCACGUUCUCCGUGAUUCUAUCGAUAAAGAAAAAGAUACCCAAAACGAAAAAAUGGCGCGAGUAGAGCGACGAAAAUAUUUCACUCGACUCGCGCGCGAACGAAACGGAGGAGUUCUACAUCUAGGCUGGCAAACAUUGCAGCUUCGAACAUUUCCGAACAAAACGAUCGAGAGAGGGAAUCCCGAACUUGAAAGUUUUAAUUGAACUUAAAGGAACGGUAAGGGUGGAAGGUCUACCGAGGACGGAGGGAAGUUCUUACCGCGUUUCACGGGACGAUGAAGUAAAAGUACUUGGACGGCGACGAUACAGCGUGCGAAUCGAUCAAGCGUCGCGGCGGAACGCUGUUUGCGAAUUUUAAAAGAGAAACAAACGCUUACGGUGGUAUUUUUUAUGAGUCUUUUGCCCAAAAGGGGUUUUCCGAGCGCGGGGGUGACAGAGACGAGUGCUCGUGAGCGUAAUGUGUUGUUUAGUUGGACUGAAUGUUUGUAACGUUGUCGAAUAUUUUUUUAACAACGUAUGAAUAAUAAACGUGGGACGAUGGGUUACAUCGAAUCGAGGGACUGUCUCGUUUCUCGUUCGCGGAGAGUUUUGGUAGGUGUUACGGUGUAAUUUUUAUAAUGUUAGCAUCGAGAAAGCCUUACCGCAUAUGCAGGGUGUCUGUCUCAAGUGGGCCACCAGUGUCAUUCACGAGAGCAUCGUUCGGGAAUGAUGGAAUGAAGAGGGGAAUUGAUAUACCGUCGACCGAUUAACUCGCGUUUACGAUAUUAUUUCAGCAAUGGCAGUGGCGAUCCAAUUAAAAUGAACAUCCGUUAACGUAUCGUUACGUCGUAAUAAUUAUUGUCAACGAUUAAUUAAGUACGUGUAUAACGUUUUCCACAAGGACUCGCGGCACGUCGUGAAUCGGCCCACCUUAAGCAACUAUUCGAUUACAUUCGAACGCAGACAAAUAAUUAGCAUACUAAUUUGUACAUACGGGGUGAGACGAUCGGUGGCGCGUUACACUUUCACGAGGUACCUCGAGACGAAUCGGAACUCGAGGAGGAAGAACGAAUGAAUGUUCCAUCUGAACAUGCUUAAAUUCACUUUUUAUCGAAGCAACAAAACGGAUAAAACAAUGUAAUGCAUACAUCAGUCUAAUAAAUAUUUUUACUGUUUCAUUUGAACCUGGAAUAUCUUGUAUACUCAGCAAUUAUUUUUAAACAUUGAUUUUGGGGACCUCUUCGAUGAGGGAAGAUGUCUCGUCUUCCCUAGGGUUAACGCGCCACUGAAUAAGGUAUCUUUGUUUAACGGUACGAUAAGGAAGGGAACCGAGAUCGCAAGUGGCAUCUCGAGGAACGUAAACACGGCAUAUCUAAGUCAGAUUCAUAUCCGUAGGACGUAUAGUACCGUACUGUAUAUUUUAGGGAGACACUAGACCUUACUUUCGUUACUUUACGUAUUUUUUUAAUCACUCGUAGGCGAAUAAUGUACCUCAUAUGCCAACGAUUAAACGAGAUCACAGCAUAAAUAUAAUUGGCGUGGUUGACUGCGAGGAAUCCGCUAACUUGUUUUUAGAUGAUAGAUUCUACCGAGCCCCGGAGAACGUUUACGGCUGAAGCGAACGAUUACUUGGUCGUUUAACGCGUAACGCUUAUUUUUCAAUUGACAUGUAUCCAUACGUAUACGAAACAAAUAGCACCUUAUUUUCUUAGCAUAGGAAUCAUUUACGGUGCAAUUAUAUACCUUGAGUAAACUUUUUCUUUCAGGGAAUCGACAAUAAGCGUUCCUAAUAGGUUGUGGUUUGUAUGUGUUUCGUAAUGUUCCUCGCAACACCGCAUACCGUAUACUCCUCUGUAAUCAGAAUCAGCGUGCAAAAUAGUGUUAGUAAAAAGAUUCGAGGUUUCUCGCGUAAAUAAAAUUUUCAAAGAGAGGAACACGAAGCUUUCUAUGACACCUAUUGCGCGUCGUCACGAAUGUCUUCUACUACAGAAUACAGGUUUUAGUCGCAGUGUGUGGUUUAUCGUCAUUGGAAUAGUAGCAUAUCCGCGAAAUAAACAAAAAAUAAAAAAAAUAAA